UCAAUUUUAGUUGCACAAUUCGAUAGAAGAAAGGACACUGUCCCGCCGUGCGUUGUCGGUCAGUCAAUAAUCGCGAGUUUAGUUAAGCGGGUUACACCAGAGCGCAAGCCGUAAGCGGUGCACGAUAAUCCAGUGGGUUGCUUGGAUUAGGAAAGGUGAGGCUUGGCGAGCUGCGCAGCAAUGAGGCAAAUUUACGUACCGUCGUUAUCGGAGGAAUUUUACGCGAGUGCCGAGCAGCUGCUGGGAGAAACGGCCGUAAAGAGAACCGAAUCGGUGGCGGAAGUUCAACGCUGGGCUGAGCAAAACAAUGUACGGAUGCACCGCGAUGUGCGUAUAAUCAUCUAUUUUUUGCGCACCACAAAAUAUGACCUCGAGAAGACAAAGAACAAGAUUCAAAAGUACUACACAAUUCGCAGCGCACGCACGGAAUGGUUCCAAAACCGGGACCCGUUUCUGCCGGAGAUGCAGGAGCUGCUCGACAUCGGAGUGUUUCUGCCACUGCGCCAUAAGGACACCCAAAACCGGCAGGUAGUCAUCAUCAGGACCGCGGCCCACAGCCCCAAGUACCACACCCAGGACAACGUGUUCAAAUUGGACAAAAUGGUGCUUGAUUUGCUGUUGCAUUUAGACGAGACCAUUUCCGUGUACGGAAUCGUGGCCAUUUUCGACAUGAAGAACGUGACGCUUGGCCAUGCCCUGCAGUUAAAUCCGUCGUUGAUUAAAAGAACCGUAGAAAGUUGGGAGAACUAUCCGUGUCGGCCCCAGGUUCUGGAAUUUGUAAACGCACCUGUCCACGUAAACUUCGUGCUGAAUGUAUUCAGGAGUUUCAUGAGUGAGAAGAUGAAAUCCCGGGUGAAAAUUUCCAAGCACGAAAUAAAGAUGGCAGAGUUUGUGAAUUUGCCGUCCGAUCUCGGCGGAACCGGCGAAAGCUACACCGAGCUAGCACUCCACUGGAAGCGAAAGGUGCAGGAGCAUGCCGCGUGGUACGCGGAAACCGAGCAGUAUCAGAAGCGGCCGGCGUGAUAAAAGUGAAAUUACUGUUUGCAUUUCUUAGGGGUAAAGUUGUUUGAACAUGAACAAUUGUAUUUGUUUUUUUAUUUGUAAAUUACGGGGUUUGUCCAAUAAAUGCUUUAAGGUUUUUUAAAAACGA
This is a messenger RNA of Culex pipiens pallens (northern house mosquito), 1150 nucleotides long. It is a transcript of the gene pinta, whose product is annotated as retinol-binding protein pinta. The record is from RefSeq and is a predicted model, not a curated record. Gene Ontology annotation, cellular component: membrane. Bases 181 to 1023 code for a protein of 280 amino acids. NCBI's taxonomy places the organism in Eukaryota, Metazoa, Arthropoda, Insecta, Diptera, Culicidae. The transcript is spliced from 5 exons. Gene Ontology annotation, molecular function: phosphatidylinositol bisphosphate binding.